Molecule: messenger RNA, 2577 nt
Organism: Lathyrus oleraceus (garden pea)
Lineage: Eukaryota; Viridiplantae; Streptophyta; Magnoliopsida; Fabales; Fabaceae
Product: protein FAR1-RELATED SEQUENCE 11
Exons: 3
Coding region: 280-2319 (679 amino acids)
Biological process (GO): regulation of DNA-templated transcription
Molecular function (GO): zinc ion binding
Source: RefSeq, a predicted model, not a curated record
AUUAGUGAAUUGAAAAUUGGUGGUGAAAAAAGAAAAUUUAAAAUGAGAAGUCGAUAUUUUAUUGAUGAGGAAUAAGUUGGAAAAGAAAACGGUGCGUUUAAGCCCGAAAGUAAAACCCAAUAGAUCAUUUUGUUCCUGCGUCUGCGUCUGCGUGCGUGGUGCUGUUAGGGUUUCCCUCCACAUUUUGCUUCCUCCAAGGUACCAUUUUUCUUCUUCUUCUUCUUCUUCUUUGGGACUCUCCUUUUAUGUAAUUCUCGCUUUUCCUCGUCAAUUUUUAUAAUGUCUGAAGAGGCUGGAUCCAUGUUGGUAGUUUACGACGAUCCCUCUGACCAACACUCCCUGUCUUUGGGCGAUACAAGCAGCACUGAGGAGUCACCUCCUCAAACCACACUCUCCUUGGAACCCACUCAUGAUCACAUUCCAUACAUUGGUCAGAGGUUCCCCACUCAUGAUUCAGCUUAUGAUUUCUAUACUGAUUUCGCCAAGACCUCUGGCUUCUCAAUUAGGCGCCACCGUACCGAGGGAAAAGACGGUGUUGGGAAAGGACUUACUAGACGAUACUUUGUUUGUCACCGUGCUGGCAAUACUCCUGCUAAAUCAUCCACCGAAACUAAGCCUCAAAGAAACAGAAAAUCUUCUCGAUGUGGUUGUCAGGCUUAUAUGAGGAUAAGCAAAACCACCGAAUUUGGACCUCCUGAAUGGCGGGUUACUGGUUUUGCUAAUCAUCAUAAUCAUCAACUUUUGGAACCUAACCAAGUUCGAUUCCUUCCUGCCUACAGAACUAUAUCAGAUUCUGACAAAAACAGAAUCCUUAUGUUUGCCAAAACAGGGAUUUCUGUUCAUCAAAUGAUGAGGCUUAUGGAGCUUGAGAAGUGCGUCGAACCUGGAUAUUUGCCUUUUACGGAAAAGGAUGUAAGGAAUUUACUACAGUCCUUUAGAAAAUUAGAUCCCGAAGAAGAAACCCUGGAUUUGUUAAAAAUGUGCAGAAAUAUUAAGGAGAAAGAUCCUAAUUUUAAAUUUGAGUACACACUCGAUGCAAACAACCGUUUAGAGAAUAUUGCCUGGUCGUAUGCCUCCUCCGUUCAAUUGUAUGAUAUCUUUGGGGAUGCUGUGGUAUUUGAUACAACCCAUCGUCUCACUGCAUUUGACAUGCCACUGGGGAUAUGGGUUGGAAUAAAUAAUUAUGGAAUGCCCUGCUUCUUUGGCUGUGUGCUACUGCGAGAUGAAACUGUCAGGUCAUUUUCCUGGGCAAUAAAGGCUUUCUUAGGUUUUAUGAAUGGGAAGGCUCCACAGACUAUAUUAACGGACCAAAACUUGUGUCUCAAAGAAGCACUAUCUGGAGAAAUGCCGAUAACAAAACAUGCUUUCUGCAUAUGGAUGAUAGUAGCAAAAUUUCCGUCAUGGUUCAAUGCUGUUCUAGGGGAACGCUACAAUGAUUGGAAGGCUGAAUUUUAUAGACUUUAUAAUCUUGAAUCAGUUGAUGAUUUUGAACUAGGCUGGAGGGAAAUGGUCUGUUCUUUUGGGCUGCAUUCCAAUCGGCACGUGCUUACUUUAUAUAGCUCGCGCUCACUUUGGGCAUUGCCAUAUUUAAGAAGCCAUUUUCUUGCGGGAAUGACUACAACUGGCCAGUCAAAGUCAAUUAAUGCCUUCAUUCAACGGUUUUUAAGCGCGCAGACACGACUUGCUCACUUUGUUGAACAGGUAGCUGUUGCUGUGGAUUUUAAAGAUCAAACAGGAGAACAACAAACCAUGCAGCAGAAUCUGCAAAAUGUUUGCCUCAAAACAGGAGCUCCCAUGGAAUCACACGCUGCUACGGUCCUCACUCCUUUUGCCUUUUCAAAGCUUCAAGAACAACUUGUGUUGGCUGCACAUUAUGCAUCUUUUUCAGUGGAAGACGGGUUUCUUGUGAGACAUCACACAAAAGUUGAAGGAGGUCGCAAAGUUUAUUGGUCUACUCAAGAAGGAGUUAUAAGCUGCAGCUGUCACCAGUUUGAAUUUUCUGGAAUUUUGUGUAGGCACUCUCUGAGAGUUCUUUCAACAGGAAAUUGCUUUCAGAUCCCGGAUACAUAUCUUCCCAUCCGAUGGCGUCGUAUCAGCGUGCCUUCUUCAAGGCUUCUUCAAAAUGCAUCCAGUGAUCAUGCCGAAAGAGUUAAGUUAUUCCAAAAUAUGGUUUCAUCUCUAGUUACAGAAUCUGCCAAGUCUAAAGAACGAUUAGAUGUUGCUACAGAACAAGUUUCCAUUCUUCUGUCUCGCAUAAAAGAGCAACCAAUUUCACUACAAUGUGCCAGAGAUAUUUCUACCAUUAAUAGGAAUCUAUGAUGAAUGCUCUUGCAAUGUGUGAUUCUGUAAAAUGUUUGUGAGAGAGUAGGGUAAAUGGAUUUUUUUGUUCGGUCUUCCUCAAGGUGGGGUGCCAUUUUAAAUUAUUCUUUGGUAAAAUUUCUUAGAAUGGCAAACGCCAAAUUGCAUUCUGUCAUGUACAAAACUGUAUAGGAAAUUUGUUCAUUGUUCAAAUGCAUACUUUGUAUUAUUUGCAGUUUUUCUGCCAUGGUCAAUCAUUAGAGGAGAUAAUUAUUCUAA